Acomys russatus (golden spiny mouse) is the source of this 866-nucleotide messenger RNA. RefSeq names its product serine and arginine rich splicing factor 1 (gene Srsf1). Gene Ontology annotation, molecular function: mRNA binding. The transcript is spliced from 4 exons. NCBI's taxonomy places the organism in Eukaryota, Metazoa, Chordata, Mammalia, Rodentia, Muridae. The record is from RefSeq and is a predicted model, not a curated record. Gene Ontology annotation, cellular component: ribonucleoprotein complex; nucleus; cytoplasm. The coding region runs from base 50 to 796 and encodes 248 amino acids.
ACUCGAGUCCGCGCUUUUCGUCGUCGCCGCCGCUGCCACCGCCGCCGCCAUGUCAGGAGGUGGUGUGAUUCGUGGCCCGGCUGGGAACAACGACUGCCGCAUCUACGUGGGGAACCUACCUCCAGACAUCCGCACCAAGGACAUCGAGGACGUGUUUUACAAAUACGGCGCCAUCCGCGACAUCGACCUGAAGAACCGCCGCGGGGGACCGCCCUUCGCCUUCGUUGAGUUCGAGGACCCGCGAGACGCGGAAGAUGCGGUGUACGGUCGCGACGGCUACGACUACGACGGCUACCGUCUGCGGGUAGAGUUUCCUCGGAGCGGCCGCGGUACCGGCCGAGGCGGCGGCGGGGGUGGCGGCGGCGGAGCCCCGAGAGGCCGCUAUGGCCCGCCAUCCAGGCGGUCAGAAAACAGAGUGGUCGUCUCUGGACUGCCUCCGAGUGGAAGCUGGCAGGACUUAAAGGAUCACAUGCGUGAGGCAGGUGAUGUAUGUUAUGCUGAUGUUUACCGAGAUGGCACUGGUGUCGUGGAGUUUGUACGGAAAGAAGAUAUGACGUAUGCAGUUCGAAAACUGGAUAACACUAAGUUUAGAUCUCACGAGGGAGAAACUGCCUACAUCCGGGUUAAAGUUGAUGGGCCCAGAAGUCCAAGUUAUGGAAGAUCUCGAUCUCGAAGCCGUAGUCGUAGCAGAAGCCGUAGCAGAAGCAACAGCAGGAGUCGCAGUUACUCCCCAAGGAGAAGCAGAGGAUCACCACGCUAUUCUCCCCGCCAUAGCAGAUCUCGCUCUCGUACAUAAGAUGCUUGGUGACACUUUUUGUAGAACCCAUGUUGUAUACAGUUUUCCUUUACUCAGUACAAUCUUUUCU